Molecule: messenger RNA, 1641 nt
Organism: Cavenderia fasciculata
Lineage: Eukaryota; Evosea; Eumycetozoa; Acytosteliales; Cavenderiaceae
Exons: 2
Coding region: 1-1641 (546 amino acids)
Source: RefSeq, a predicted model, not a curated record
AUGGAUAAAGAAGAAGAAGAUUCAAUUCUUCAUUCAUAUUUAUUACCAUUACCUAUCAUUUAUAAGAUAGUUGAUGAUUUGUGGAAUGGAUCAUCUAUUUGUACAUGUUACUAUAGCGGAGAAUCAGUAGAGAAGAUAAAGGAAUUGAGUAAAGAUAUUCAUUCAAAAUAUGAUACUCUUAGAUUAUGGCCACUCUUUAAAGUAUUGUUACAAGUACACGAGGAAGAAAGAUUAAAGUGUCCUAUGCAUGCAUAUCAAUCGUAUAUGAAAGAUCAAUUACAAGUGUCAAUCAACUUGUGUCACCCCUUUGAAUCGACUCGUAACGAUUCAAAUUCGUGGAGGUUCCAAUUGCUACAUCUAUCAAAGAGAAUCAAUCAGUUUAUUAUCUCUAACAAUCGUCGUGCAAGUGUAAAAGUAUUCCUACCAAACCAGUCUCUUUCAAGUCUAUUCCAUGAUAGUCCAUAUUGUCGUACGAUUGCAAACCCUCGAAAUGUUACUUUGGAUGGGACAUCAUCACUCGAUACCCAAUAUAGCAAGUCGUCGUGGUGGAGUAGUAAGAUUGAAAAGUUGGUACUUGAAUUGAAAAUACCAAAUCAACAACAACAACAACAUGAACAACAUAUUGCAAAGGCAUUUCAAAAUAUUAAAUCAUUUAAAUCAAAGACAAUGUGGACUGAUUACAAGGCUAUAUUGGUAUUUAAGAAUCUUACCUCUCUCAAUUUAAUGGAUUCAUUGGGUACCCAAUCGACGUUUAGUUCUAAUUUCAAAUUGAUUCAAGAGAGUUUACCUACAACACUUGUUAAAUUCCUUACACCCCCUGGUGGCGAAUGUAUUUCUUGUGGUCCUCGUCUACUCGAUACUCUUCAAGCCACCAACAUUAGGGUAAACACCAAUCUCUUUAAAAACCUUCGAACCUAUCAUGUCACUCAAGGUCACGGCUUCAACGUAUUUAACAUGCCAACAGUCACCAAAGUUAUCAUGCAUCGAUACAUGUCAAAUGCUAGUAGCCUCUCAUUCAAAGGAUUCCCAAACAUCAAAACUCUAAAGUUUAAAUCACACAUUGCAAAUGAUUUUAUACCAUUUUGCAAUCAUACUAUCAAUCGAUUGAUUGUAUCAAACCAAUCAACAGAUAUAACAGACACCAUGAUAAAUACAUUUGCAUUAAAUGGUUAUCAAUAUCAAGGUUCAACAUUCAAAGAUCAAACCAAUACAAGAGAUUAUAUGUUUAUUAAAACAAUUGAUAAUAAUAAUAACAAUAUUAUGCCACAAGAAAAAACAAAAGAUGAAAUAACCUCUUUAUUAUUUUUAAAAUAUCCAACAAAAGAAAUCAUAUCAUCAACAAAUCAAACACUUCAAUGGUAUAUUAUUGAAAAAAUCAUAAGAUACUCUUGGACUGGAUACAUGUGUACUUGCCAAGUAGAUUUUUCACAAUCUAUGAAAAAUGGAUCAAUCAAUACACUAGUGGCAGAUGAAUACCUGGAAACCAAAUCAAACUGUCCUAUACACAAACGACUUUGGUACUAUCAUAACUCUUACGACUUUGAUAAACUACAUGUUCAAAUCAAUAGAGCAAGAUUUGGUUUGGCACAGGACCUCUGCAUUACCGGAAACCAUAUGCCAACAUUAACACUCUCAAACUAG